AUGGUACAGUUCUCGUGCAGUUCCGGAUACAACCUUGUAGGAAACUCUGCAUUAACCUGUCAGGCUGAUGCAACCUGGAGCGGAACCACCCCAACAUGCACACGCAAGGAGUGUUUGCUGCUGACAGCUCCUACAAACGGUGCAAUGACUGGAUCCAACUUCUAUCAAGACGUGUUGACGUUCGCCUGCAAUUCAGGAUACAACCUUUUAGGAAAUCCUUCAUUAACUUGCCAAGCUGAUGCCACAUGGACUGUGGAGUGCCCGCUACUGACAGCUCCUGUAAACGGUGCCAUGUUCGGAUCCAAUUUCUAUCAGGACAUCAUACAGUUCAGCUGCAAUCCUGGAUACGAGCUUGAUGGAAGUUCUAACUUAGCAUGCCAAGUCGAUGCCUCGUGGAGUGGGUCAGUUCCAACAUGCGAACGUGUGCAGUGCCCGCCAUUGCCAUCCCCUGUAAAUGGUGCUUCGACUGGCAACAACUUCUACAUGGACACGGUUCACUUCACGUGUAACUUAGGAUAUUAUCUGAGCGGAGAUUCUCUUUCCACCUGUCAAGCGGAUCAGUCUUGGAGCAGAAAUGUCCCUUCGUGCAGCGACAUUGAUGAAUGUUUAGCUGCAAAUGGUGGCUGUGACCAUGUAUGUACCAACACAAUGGGUACAUUUCAUUGCUCCUGUGUAACUGGCUACAAUUUGAAUGCAGAUGGUUUUUCCUGUAAUGACAUUGACGAAUGUAGCAUUGCGAACGGCGGGUGCCAGCAAAAUUGCAACAACUUUAUUGGAAGCUUCCAGUGUUCCUGUGGAACUGGCUACAAGUUAAAUAGCGAUGGUUUUGCCUGUGACGAUGUUGACGAAUGCUCAACUCUGAAUGGCGGCUGUGAGCAGAUAUGUACUAAUACCAUCGGAAGUUUCCAGUGCUCUUGCCAGGAUGGCUAUAGCCUUAACAGCGAUGGAUUUGCUUGUGAUGAUGUCGAUGAGUGUGCUUCUGGAAAUGGCGGCUGUGAGCAGACUUGCACCAAUCAUAUCCCGAGUUUCCAGUGUUCGUGUGAUGUGGGCUACAUCCUGAAUGUUAACGGGUUCACCUGUGACGACAUAAAUGAAUGCUCCACUGCGAAUGGCGGAUGUAACCAGACCUGCACCAACCUCAUCGCCAGUUUUGAGUGUUCUUGUGGAGCUGGCUAUAGUUUAAAUGAUGACGGGGUUUCUUGUGAAGAUAUAAACGAAUGCAAUAGUGCCAAUGGCGGUUGCUCUCACGUUUGUAACAACUCCAUCGGUAGUUUUUCAUGCUUCUGCAGCACAGGAUACAUGCUGAAUGUCGACGGGUUUGCCUGUGACGACAUUGAUGAAUGUGACACUGCAAACGGUGGUUGUGGGCAGUUCUGUAACAACACUGUGGGGAGCUUCAGUUGUUACUGUGCACAUGGGUACAGUCUGGGUGUGGACCUUUUAGCUUGUGACGGCCUCCCACCUCCUACCAAUAUCACCAUUACUCUGGCUCGCCAAGAUUCAGUCCUAGUCCACUGGUCACAGCCUGUUCGCACGCUGGUGCUCGGGUACAGGGCGUGGCUGACAGACAAGGAAACUAGCUCCAUUAUUUCUUCACGGCAUCUGUCACAGUCAGCUACUUCUGCCAACUUUACUUCUCUGGUUCCUGCCACAGAGUACGUGGUGUCAGUAAGCUGUGUUAGCGCGUUCUUUGAGGGACCUCAAAUAGAAGUACCGUUUGUAACAGACACUGACCCUCCGGUGAGUCUAUUUGUAGACGGCAUACGCUACAACAGUUUGGCCCUGUUUUGGACCCCGCCAGUUGCCAAGCUUACGAGAUACGAGCUCAAGUUUACCAGCACAGAAGGACACAGGAACCGAAGAUCCACGAGUUCUGUCACCCUUCCUGGUAACAGCGAUAACUAUCUGAUCCAGGACCUGGUCCCUGCUACUCAGAAUGUGUUCAGCUUGACGGCGGUCAGUCGUUUUGGGAGAAGCGGAGCAAUAACGUUUAGCGGCACAACAGGCACAGAUCCACCAUCCGAUCUGAAAGUUCACAAGGUUUCCUCCACCUGGCUGUAUGUGAAAUGGACUCCACCUGUCGCAGCUGUUGUCUCUUACCAUCUUGAGGUACUAGAAGCUGAAAGCCUGGAUGAGAUGCACUUUAGUACGACUCCCUCCUUAACUGCUUACAACAUAACGAAGCUCCUCCCAACGACAAAGUACAUCAUCCGGAUCACAGCUGUCAGCAUGUACGGGCGUAGCGUCAACAUUGAGACAUCCGGUAGCACAGACUCUACGCGAGACGUAAAAACAUUUGCUUUGGAGGAAUUAGAAACGACGACGAUGUCUGCUACAACAGUGAACGGCAAUGACAGAGAGAAGCAAAACACCUUAAAAACGACGUUUAGUCUUCUCCAAUCGAUAAAUAGUCUGAAAGAUCACGUCGACCGAUCCUUGAGAGACAAGGCGCCUCCGGAUGAUGUCGUCAGCAUCGUAACAGAAAUCCACGAUCUGGUCCAACUCGACACAUUCCCAGUGUCUUCAUCUGACUUUCUUAUUGAACUGGAAGCAGCUGUCGAACUGCUUUGUAAAUCCUCUGAACUCAUCAGAGCUUCUCAGGGCACAACAAUACCAACCAUGGAGACAAUAAAUGACGUCAUGGUACAAACAGUUUCCCACCUGGUACAAAUGCUGCCGGUUAGAAAUUUCACCGUUCCUGACACUUCUGAAGGACUUUUUAAAAUGGACGUUAUCGAUGUCGACUCAGUAGAUAUUUCCCCUAAACAACAGCUGAAGGACAUGAAAAACAAGCAAACGGAAUUUCAGCUGCAGUUUCGCAAUGCUGGCUUGUGUAUGACGGAAGCCAUGGACAGGGCGGUAAACUCUUUACUGGCCAUGUUGCCAUAUUUAGAGGACUACGUGGCGGCAUUUGAAGACGACAAUGCCAUCGUAGUGAUUACAAGAUCCACAACCAAUAUGCACAUUAACAGUAACAACGUGAUACUUCGUUAUGGUCAAGUCAAUGUAUCUGCUUCUGUCACCAACUGUUCGUUUGAUGGCAGUUUAGAUGCUACGAUGGUAGUGAUGGAGAGAAACCUGUUUUCCUGGAACUCAUCCACCUUUGGGCAAAAUGUCACCACACCCAUAGUUAUAUUUUCAUUGGGGGAUCAGCACACCGACAACUGCGGUUUAAACCUAGAUCUGUCGAUGCCAGUAGCACUAGGAUUAACAGAGCAACCGAGGCGUCGACGCAGAGCCCUUUUGGAAGAUGGAUUUGUUGCUACACAGUUCACAAGUCAUGGUGCAGAUGGUCUAAGGAUAAGAAACCUGACGAUGGCGUACCAUGCGUUUGACGUACCGGAUGCUGCGGCUGUGGUUGUGAUGCAGCUGUCGUGGUGGGAUCACGCUGCAGCCUACAUGGUCUUCUUCCGUUACGACUCACCGCCGACAGAAGAGCUGUAUGACGACAUGAAAAUGGUCAUGGUUGAAGAUGUUGUUCUGGCUUGGCACCGAGAAACAGACAGUUUGCGAACAUGGAUACCUGAUAUCAACCGACGCCGGGGGAAACUGUACGUUGGGAUACAGACAUCAGGAAUUCGAACUCUUCAGCGAACUGUCCCUUCACCUGAGGAUUACGAACUGCGGGCAUCAACAGUUCUCUUGGAUCUUUCCAAUAGUGCAAUCAGAUGUAAUUGUAGCUUCCCCAGACCAAAGGCUGUGAUUGGUGGCAGUGUACACUUUCCUCCAAAUUCUAUUGACUUUGACAGCGUCUUUGGAAACCCUGAGAGCCUGACCAGCAACAUUGUGUUUUACGCGGUUAUCGGCGAGUGGGCUGUCUACCUAAUGUUGAUGAUCAUCCUAAAUGUAGACUUUCAACGUCUUGGAGAAAAGAUGGGUCAUGACUCAACAGCUGCAAACAGAAAGGAACGAUUGGCACAAUUGUCCAUCCUUCCACCAGACAGGAUGCCAUCCCCAUACCUAUACCAGAUCACCGUUAACACUGGUUCUAUGUUUGGUGCUGGAACCUCGGCACGGAUUGGGCUUCAAGUGUUCGGUGCAAUGGGCAAGACGGCAGUCAAAACGUUGAAUCCUAGGGGAGAGUCAUUGAUCCGGGGUGGGUCAUAUGACUUUAUCAUGCCCAUGAAAAAUCCACUGGGGAAUUUGCAACUAAUACAUAUCUGGCACGACAACACUGGUGGUGGUGACGCUGCGUCUUGGUUCCUGAGAGACGUACUUGUAAAGGAUCUGAAAACGGACAUAGUCUUUUCCAAGUCAGAACGACUAUCUUGUUGCUGGGCUAUUGUAAACAGUAUGAUGGUGGCCAGCGCCAUGUGGUACAGGGAUAACAACGUCGAUUCCACCAGCGACAGAGGUUAUAACCUAGGGUUUGUGACAUUCACCUUACAAGUAUUUAUCCUGGCGUUAAUAGCUGCUUUGAUCUGUAACCCAUCAACUUCCAAAAAGCAGAGGACAUAUGUUAUCAAAAAAGAAGAACUACGUGUACACCUUUUAGGCCUGAAAGCUUCAAGAAAGGUCUACCCACCUGGAGCAGCCUCCGUACAAAGAAUGAAGAGAAAGAACGAGCAGCGGCAAAAGUUCCUCAUGCUGCUGAGAGAGUACAGCCUCCUGUUCCUGUUUGUCGCUGUUCUGUUCUUUAUCAGUCAGCAGGAUAAAGACCCGCUCGCUUUCCACGCGUCACAGACUCUGUCCAGCAGGCUCACAGAAGAUUUCGAUUCGAUCACAACUCCCGAUGAUUUCUGGACGUGGAUUGAGGAAGUCAUGUUGCCUGUGUUAUACCCCUCGCUCUGGUAUAACGGGUGGAAGAUGAUGUAUCUAGACCGACAGUUUCCACUUUAUACCGAGGCCUUCAGAAUCGGCCCGCUACGUCUUACUCAGAUAAGAAAAGCACCGGCUUCAGGUGUGCAGUACUACUUACAUGCCGCACGCACAUUGGAUAAUAUUCAGCGCAACCAUUGGAUAGACAAAUACACAAAGCGUCUGGAUCUGGAACUGUCCUUCUACUAUCCAUCUCGCAAACUGUUUAGCAUCUUGAAAAUGGCCGUGCAUCAGGAGGAUAUCGGUCAUCUUUCAACAUUUACAGUUGUAGGAACACAAAGACUAUUCCAGUACGAAAACACGUCUGAUUACGGCAUGAUGGCAGCCCACAUUCUCUUCAUAUUGCUGUUUCUGAUUGGUUUAAUCAAAGAAGCCAUAGCUGUCAAGAAGUAUGGGAUGACGUUUUUCGGUUCGAUCUGGAAUCUGAUGGCAUCGCUAAGCAUACUGGUAUCUGCAAUUGCAAUCUGUACCUUUGGAAUAAGGUACCAGUUCGCAUCUGAAGCUCUGGACAAGAUAGUGGAGGCGACAGGUGAACUCGGAAUAGAUAAUUUUGUCGACUUGGGACCAUCGUUUUGGUGGGAUGACGCCUUUAAGUAUGUGCUCGCCUCUGUGGUGUUUGUUAACACAUUGGCGCUACUCCGCGUGGUCAAGUUCAACAAGACCAUCGCACACUUCCUUGCUCUACCAGGCGCCAUGAAGAACGACCUGAUCGGGUUUUCACUUGUAAGCGCCAUAGCUUUUAUGGCCUUCAGCUCUUCAGGGAUGGUUGUAUUUGGGACACACAAGAAGGCCUUCACUAAUUUCAUCCACACCAAUUUCGCCUUGUUCGAGAUGACGCUUGGCAGUUUUGACACAGAAGAGAUAUUGGCAGCAAACCGAUAUGUCGGCCCGGUCUACUUUACUUUCUUCAUGAUUUGUAUCUUCAUAAUUCUCGUCAACUUCCUCAUGACCAUCAUCUGUGAUGCCAUUGCCUCCCGCGCCUCAAUUGACGAUGACUAUGACCAGGAUCUGGUAGACUACAUUUGGACAAGCUUCAAGGAGAUGUUGGGGAUCCAUUCUGCACCGACAAAUGAUGUAACAGCAGGUGAAGUGAAACUCGCCGAGCUAAAGACAAUCUUGCGAACUAUAGAGGAGUCUUUAGGCGACAUCUUAGAUGUCACAGAGUGUUUGUGGCCAAAGAUCACAAGUGAAGUGACUUCUUCAAACCAUCAACCUGUCACACCACGACAUCACUCUACUACGUUGUCUUCAGACACAUCGUCGACUACUCCUGCUGUAUCUGAUGUUCAGGAACAGGCCCGAUGCCUCCUCAAAGCACAUGAAGACGAUACGGCUAGGAUUGAGGAAGUGCGCAAUGAAGGCAGACGGCGUGCUGAAGCGAUCCUCAAAACAAAACUAGCAGACAGAAGGAUGAAGUCACGGCUAGAUCAGACCGCCAGGGACGCUGCUCAGGAGUUAAUGGAGCAGCACACAGCUGAUGUUGCACGGAUGGAGGAACGGCAGAAGGGCGCAAGGCGCAUGUUCGAGAACAAACUGAGACAGAAGUUGGCAGCUCGCCGCGUGCAAAAGAAGGACAACGCGAUUUAA
Molecule: messenger RNA, 6405 nt
Organism: Branchiostoma belcheri (Belcher's lancelet)
Lineage: Eukaryota; Metazoa; Chordata; Leptocardii; Amphioxiformes; Branchiostomatidae
Exons: 35
Coding region: 1-6405 (2134 amino acids)
Biological process (GO): detection of mechanical stimulus
Cellular component (GO): membrane
Molecular function (GO): protein binding; calcium ion binding; calcium channel activity
Source: RefSeq, a predicted model, not a curated record